Nannospalax galili (Upper Galilee mountains blind mole rat) is the source of this 297-nucleotide messenger RNA. Its product is annotated as 60S acidic ribosomal protein P1-like. The record is from RefSeq and is a predicted model, not a curated record. Bases 1 to 297 code for a protein of 98 amino acids. NCBI's taxonomy places the organism in Eukaryota, Metazoa, Chordata, Mammalia, Rodentia, Spalacidae. Gene Ontology annotation, cellular component: cytosolic large ribosomal subunit. Gene Ontology annotation, molecular function: protein kinase activator activity; ribonucleoprotein complex binding; structural constituent of ribosome. The transcript has 2 exons. Gene Ontology annotation, biological process: cytoplasmic translation.
AUGGCCUCGGGGUCCGAGUUCGCCUGCAUCUACUUCGCCCUCAUCCUGCAUGAGGACGAGGUCACCAUGACAUCAAUGUCAAUGUUGAACGUUUUGGGCCUGGCUUGUUUGCAAAGGCCCUGGCUAAUGUCAACAUUUGUAGGGGCUGGUGGACCUGCUCUGGCAGCUGGUGCUGCUCCAGCAGGUGGUUCUGCCACCUCUGCUGUGGCUGCCCCGGCUGAGGAGAAGAAAGUGGAAGCAAAGAAAGAAGAAUCAGAGGAGUCUGAUGAUGAUAUGGGCUUCGGUCUUUUUGACUAA